AUGGGCCCGAAACGGUUCAAGACCGGCGGGGUGGCCUCGGCGGGGGCCGCGGACAAGAGCUGGGAGGCCGCGCUGGUGGCUGCCCGCCUCCAGGAGGAUGACUGGAAGCCUAGCAUCGCUUUCGUUGUUGGGACCAACGUUGAGGAUGAAAUCCACACCAAGGCCCUGUCUCUUGCUGUGCAGGUGCCACAGCGGAAGCUCUUCAGUGUGGUAACACGUGAAGACAUUUUCAGACAGAUCAGAGAAUCUGGAAAUCAAAAGGGAAAAAAGGUUAAGGAUGUGCCUAUGUUCUAUGAGGUGAUAGAAGUAGCCAAAGCCAUUCUGGAUCGUGGUGAAGAAAUUCCUGUAACACUAACUGGAAAGCUGUUGAAAUUUCAACUGCUUUGUCGCAAACAGAAGGACCUUCAGAGAAGAGCAGCUGAAAAGAAGGCAGAAGAAGAGCAACAGAAGGAAAAAGAUGGAGGGAAAGAGAAAACUAAACCUCCUGGCAAGAAGGAGAACCUCCUUAGUGCCAAGACAGCUGAGAAAGAAAGAAAAGGAAAAAAGACAGACAUAGGUCCUCUAGCACCAGUCACUGUUAAAAAGGACACGCAAUUGAAGCGACGGGGAGUAGUAGAAGAGGAAGACAAAUACAUUGAUGAUGAACCAGAUGAUGGUGCCGAUCAUUACUUCAUAAUUUUGGAUUUCCACAACCCUCAGCUGUUGCCUGUGAUGUCCGAGCUUGGGAUUAACAUUUCAAGUGUAAUUAGAAUUUCUUCUGAGAAUUAUAAGCCGUUGCAGACAUACUUGGAAGAAACUAAACUUCAGGGAGAAUCUUUACUUUCACCUGAAGUUGUAGAAGCAGAGAAAAGAAAGAAAGAUGAAGCUAUCAAAGACCUGGAAACAUUUUGGAAAUACCUGGAGCCAGUUCUGAACAGUGGAAAGCAUGAAUCACGUCUCUUUGAUGUUGCCAGACUUCAUCACCUAGUUAAGGAGAGUGCCUUUCCCCCUGAUUGGUCUGACAGAGAAAUGCUGCUUGCAUUUGGCACUGCACUGUUUGAGAACAUUGCUUGUUUAAUGUAUGACUGCCUGGACUGGAGAAGACAGCAUUGUAACUACUUGGAAAACACCAAGUUUAUUAAUGUGUCUGCAUUAUCAGGGAGCAAAUCGGCACAACCAUCUGCAACUGAGGUGCAACCAGCAUCACAGCUUACAGCUUCAAAGAAAAAAGGGCAAGCAGAAGAAAUUCUGCCAACAGUAAUUUUGUCACAGGAGGAAGAAGCUUCUUUUUUGGCUACUUCUGUGGACAUGAGGUAUUACAAUGACUUGCUUAGUCAGAUUCCCGAGGAAUACUUUUCUGUACCCUUAAUGCUGAACUGCAUGUUGGAACAGGUUAUUGCAAGUGAAGAAGGCCUUACACCACCUAGUCUGGUGGUACCAGAGCCUCGGGCAGAUGGGCUACAUCAUACCAUUGCAGAUCAUAUAGCCUCUCUCCUUCCUUCUCUUUCACUUCCUGAGAGUGAAAAAAAGAAUCUAUAUGACUACUUUUCUCCUAAAUACAGUGAAAAAAAGACUGUCACCCCCAAGUACCCUCUCUUAUUUAACUACCAUGAUACCCUGGCUCAACGGUUGCACCUGCUGAAGGUCCAGGAGAACUUAAAUCCAGAAAAGAUUGAACGUGAAAUGAUGCAUAAACUGCCUCUUACAGAACUUAUACAUUUCACCCUUCCUUCAACUGAAAACAACACUAAACGCUUGGCCAGAGUUCACGAGCUCAUGCAUUAUUGUACCAGUGAACUUCUGAGUUGGGCUGAAGUAGAAAGAGCCUUCAGAGUGUUUACUUUUGAAAGCCUGAGGCUGACUGGGCUGAGUGACUCUGGUCUCCUGGAGAGCUCUGGAUCUAUGGUUGGAGGUGAUUCUGAAGUGUCUUAUAUCCCUUGGGAUAAUCCAGCCAGGUUUGCAAGACAGCUGAGACAACUCUUCCUUAUGGAAAAGAAGCUUAAUGGGAAAUCUCCAAGAGGUUCUGGACAUACAGAAACAAAUGGCAAAGGUGGAAGAGAUGAUCUGACUGAUCCUGUUUUGAACAAAGAAUUAGAUCUUCUUAUUUCUGAUAUGGUGAGUCCAGAAAAUUGUGGCCUAGGACCAAGCUUAGAAGAAAUAAAAAAGACACAGAGACGUUGUUUGACAGACUGGAGUUUCGCUGAGCAUUUUCAACCCCAUGUUCUUCUUCAGGUUCUUCAUACUGCAUCCCAAGAAUAUAGAUGUAUUGAUUCCUUUUAUCAUGCCCAAGAUAAGUCUUUGCUAAUCAUUCUUCACAAUCCUAUGAAUCAGUAUCGUUUGUGCCAAAAGACUUGGGAUAUUGCAUUGCACUCUAAUGUUGGAUUCAGGAACUAUCUCGAGCUGGUGGCCAACUCAAUUGAAGACUGGGUGAAAGAGGAAGAAGUCAAAUACCAAGAAGAGAAGAUGGCUAAGGAAAUAGAGUUUCUUAAACUGAAAAAAGCCAUGGCAGAAGGACCUUCUGAAUUGUCUGCAUGUGCUGUGAAAAAAACUGGCUUCCCUAAGAAAGCUGAAAGCAGCACAUCAGGACCUGAGAGCGUAACGGAGACCAUUCCAGAAUCUCAGUCCAACAAUGAAAAAAGUCCUUUUGUCAGAGAAGGUUCUCUAAAGUUUCUUGGCUACAAUACAGGGGAGGAUGUCAUUCAAGUAUCAGGAACUAGUCAAUAUCUUUUCCCAUGUGAUGGAGGACAGAUUCAAGUAGAGAAGAUAGAGUUUGUAAAAGGUCUAACUUUGGUAAAGGUGAAAGUGAUAAAAGACAACCACAAUUUCUUCAUUCAUAUCACAGACCCCAAGAAGAACUUAAAAGAAAUCGAAGUGCAAGAAAUUAAUGAAGAACAGAAAACUAGAUCAGGAAAAUUGAAAAAUCAAAAGAAAGCUGUGAGCAAGUUUGGAUCUUUUUCAGCCACCUUGGAAAAUGGAAUCCAGCUGUCCCUGAGCUAUUAUGGACCUACAGGGAAGACAGCAGAUGAUAAACCAGAUCCUGUCUUAGCAAGAAUUCUGGAUGUCCCUUCUGUUCAUAUUCCGACCAUAAUUUCUCCUGUUACAUCAGCUUCAGGAAAAAAAGAGAAGUCCGUCAAACAGAAAUCAGGAAAAUCUCUGUCAUCUACAAAAGCAAGCCAUGGCAAAAUAGGCCCUGCACCAUCUGAUGACCCAGUAAAGCAAGAAGAAGGAAAGAUGGAAAUGGAAGAAUCAGCUUCCCAAACACAAGUGAUGUCAAAUGCUCGUGCUUUCCCAAGUUUGAACGUCUCCUGUCCCAAUGGACUAGUAUUAACUUUCCUUGGUGAAAGUUUUGGAGAUUUGAAAGGUGAAGCCACUACAGCUGAAGCUAAGAAAGAGGUGGUAAAAAAGAGGGAGGCUGAAACAGAUGAAGCCAAGGAAGAGGAGUUUGGAAAAGGUGAGGCCAAAGCAAAUAAAGCAAAAGAGGAAGAGGUUAUGGAAAGUGGAGAGAAGGAACAUGAGGUUACAGAAGGUGAAAUAAAGCAUGAAGACACCAAAAGAGAACAGGCCAAGCAGCCUACUCCGGAUAUUUUGGUUAGACAGAGUUAUCCCCAAAAGGUAAAGAACUCUCAUCUCUAUAUGUCUGUGGCAAGGCAAACAGAACAAGAGGUGUCAAGAGUCAUCACCAGUCAAGGAACUGUCAUAAAGUACAUGAUGGAUGGAUCUACCCAGAUUCUGUUUGCUGAUGGCACAGUGAGUAGGAGUCCUGAUUCUGGUCCUGUCCUACCACCACCUACAAUUCCAGAUAACAUGCAACUGUUACCAGAAUCAGAGCCUUCACCUGAGACCAGCACUAAGAAAGGGAAAGGCAGUGACAGAAACAGCGUAUCACACCCAAACAAGGAUGAGUUCUUUGAAAAUACUGUGCAGGGUCUGGUUAAUUCUGAGCAACCUAAGGAGAACCCGGCAGGAACCUGGAUAACAACUACGCCAUCAGGCAUUCGAGUGGGCACGGAGGGAGGAAAGAGAAUGGAUCUGAAACCAGUCUUAAUCUAUCAGGCAACUGACCCAGCUGAUGGAACGGUAAUGACUGUACGAGAUGAUGAAGUGAUAAUUGUUGAGAAGCUGGAUGGCAGCAGAGUAGUAGAUCAUGCUGAUGGUACUAGGAUCACAACUUUUUAUCAAAACUGUGAAGAACUUUUUGUACCAGAGGAUAGUGAGGAAACAGAUGAACCCUCGGAAGCCGUCACAAGGAAGGUGAAAUGUAUGCAAGUAGAGAAUCCUGAGUUUGCUACUGUUAUAAUAAAUUGUGAGGACGGUACCUGUUGUACCAUCUUUGGAGAUGGGACUUCUAUUAUAGCAAAGCCACAGGGAACAUAUCAGGUUUUACCCAAGAAGACAAGCUCUCUUUUCAUUGAUGAAGAUUGCUCAGCAGUUUAUACCCAUGAAGUUUACAAUUUCAUCAGCAAGAAAGAAGAGAAACAAGCAGGGAGAUACAUUAUGAAACACACUUCUAGCACUAUUUGUGAGAUGAUGGAUCCCGAAGGAAAUCUUUUUAAGGUCAUGGCUGAUGGCAGCACAUCUGUGUGUGUUCCUAGCAUUGGCUCUCAUGACAAGGAAGACAGAAGUUCAGCAUCAGCACUCCCAGAAGUUAACAAACCUAUCACUUAUGAUGAGCAUGUCCCCAGGUUCUUCAUUGUCUACGCGGAUGGUUCUGGAACUGAGCUCCUGCGGAGCAGGGAUGUACACCGGUAUCUUGCCGAAGCCUGUAGUGAUCCCACUGCUGCUGUCUUGCAGGAUCCUGUACAAGAACGUCCAGGUGUUUUAAGUAUUACUAUCCUCCGCCCUUUGCCUGAAGAAUCCCCCUGGGUAAUGAAGAAAGAACCAGAGAGUAUUGUUCCUCCAAAUCUUCAGUCAAGGACCUGGGACACAUUUUCUCCUCUUGAGAGGAAGAUCACGGGUCCCUCAGUCAGAACAUGUAGUUGGAGAGGUCUCUGCAUUGGAUCCAAAGAGCAGACGUGCUUGCCAGUACCUGUGCGAAAAUGUCCUAAUAAACUGCAAAUCCGUCAGCUAUUCCAAUAUGAGCCACUCAGUGAUGAACUAAGAGAAAAGCUGCAGCUUUCCCUUAAGGAAUAUAUAGACAACAUUUUAAAGCAGGAAAAUGAGCUGGAAGAAAUGAAUGUAAAAGAACCAAGAACAGAAGAGGAAAAGGAGAACGCUGCAAGUCUCCUUGAACUGGUUAUGUCCUUCCCUAACUGGGAGAAGUCAACUGAAAAUCUCAGUGAUACAGCUCACAUAACUGAUCUGUAUGAACAGGCAGUGGCUUCUCAUCGCCAGUGUCACACAGAGAAGACGAUCACUAUGCAAAGAGAGGACCAACAGCAGAGGUUCAGCCCAGAAGGAGUAACACCAGUGUCCAAGUGGCAGAGCAGACUAGAAGAGCACAGGAAGGAACUUGAUGAAGAAAAGAAGUCCUUAACGGCAAUAAGAAACAAAAUAAUUCCUCCGUAUUUUGAAUCAGAAUUCGGCAAGUUUUUCCCAAAAAAGUUUCCUGAUGUGGAAGCACUGUCUAUGGAACUUCCUCCAGUUCGAAAAAAAGAAAGUGGGAAUUUCCCUCUUGAGAUGAUCAGAAAACCCAGUAGAGCAUCUGAAUGUCUCGAUACCAUAAGUGAUUCCUCACCUUUACCUGGUCUUCUGCUGCAGGCUCAUUCCAAACAAAAUGAAGGUUCCAGGAGCACAACAGACCUAAACAAGGCUGCAAGAUCACAGGAGACACCCUUUCAACGUAAAGUUCAGAGUCUGCUGGUGAAUGCUGCAGGACAGCCAAGAAAAGAGAAGGUGAAAUUACCAUCAUCCCUUCAGGGGAGAAAACCAAACUCCAUACCAAAUAAAAAGGUGGAAGAUCCUGUUGCAGGAAACGUCAACACAUCUUCUCUUGCAACAACAAGACAGCAUCUUAGUGGCUUCCAUCUCAUUCCACCCAGAGUGAUACUUGGAGUGCUAAAGGAAGGCUGCACCUAUGCAGCCACUGUGAUCCUGAAGAAUGUUGGUGUGAACUUCUCAAGGUUUCGGGUAAAGCAACCACCUCUGCACACAGGACUGAGAGUGAUGUACACACCAGGACCUGUGGCAGCAGGCUUGCAGGUUGAACUGGAGAUAGAGAUUUUUGCCAUGGUAACUGGAGGGGAAGAUGCUGGUGGCCUUGAAGAAGUUUCCCAUGAUAUUGAAAUAUUAACAGAAACAGAGACUCUUCUCCUGCCUGUGAGAGCAACUGUGUUAACCAAUGACAUUUAUGAAUGCCGCCCACAAGGAUACCCCCAGGGUGGGAUGGCAGCAACAGUCCGGGCAGUUCCCGCAAGCCCCAAGCCACGGUUCCGGAUUACACUACCCCGAAAGCUUUCUAGUUAAUGUAAGUAUUGGAUGCAGUGAUACCAGCCGUAAAUUAAAGUACAGUUGUUUUACCUCCUCUUGGCUUCUGAUCCACGUCAACUCAUGCACACAUCACACAGACAUGAUAACCUGAGACAAGAAAAGGGAAGCACUGGAUGACACUAACCAAAGGACUCGCUGCAAGAGAUCUACGGGUUACUACAACUGCUCAGCUCAGUGGAGGCACUCACAGCAGAGCCUCCCCUGUCCUGUCCCAAAUCCUUCACUUAACUGUCCUCACAUUAAAUAAGUCAUUGAGCCUCCUGGCAGCAGGAGGCUGGAUUUAUUGCAGUUAAGCCCUAAUAAAUCACCCUCUCUUUAACACUCUUCACUUUCUAAAACCCAAGUCUUACUGCUGACCCUUUGACACUGACAGCAAGUCUAAUAAGGGACAGGAGUCUUAGCGAUAGACAGGGCAAGCAACUUUAACAUAAGUUCCAGCUCACACAACCCUCUGCACACAUUGUUUCAUACAGCACAUUUCUGUAACCUUAGAGAAUCAGACUAUACAGAGAAUGGGUAAGUCCUCCCUGCAAACAAGAAAGCCUUACAGGGAAUUUCUCCUCAAACCACCAGCCAACAUGUUUAACAUUAGGCUGAUGUUUCAUCUCACCCAUAUCAGCUCAGGUGCUCCACAAUACAGUCAAUGGUGACAGUUCAUAAACAGGAACCCUAUGGAUGUUUCUUCUCUCCUCAGCUCAGGAGUCCCCAUUUGCCUCAUAUGUGUAGCACUGACAUCAUCUUUUUCUUUCAACUUUAACAUCUGUAAGUCUGCCAUGUUAUCUAACAAGUCAGUAAAGAAAUCCCAGCUGUAUCUCAUUUCCUCUCCUCUGGAGAAAAAGAAAAGUGACCACAUCAGUCAGUUCUCAAAGGAAACUUUGCAGAGAAACAUGCACCUCUGACUGCUGCAUCUGCUCUAGGACUGCCCACAGUACAUCAAACAUAGCUUUUUCCUUUUCCAGUUUUUUACUCCCAGAGUAACAUGCAAUUAUAGUCUAGAAGAACAGCAAAUCUAAUGCCUUCCAGCUUAGGGGCUUACAACCUGGAGCUCAUCAGUGAAGGCAAUUUAGACAAACUUCUCUCACUUUGUGUUGAAAUGGACCCAGUCAGUUCACAUUUCAGUGAGACACCCCCCUGUCCCAACAGAAAUUCCCAUCAGUGUCAUCUCCCAUUAAAAGCUCCAAGUGGAGAGAAAUUAACUACAUGGUACUCCCACGUGGCUAAUCCAGCUAAUCGCAGUUGCCAUCACCAUAGCCAAAUCUCCCUUCUGUUCUGACAAAGUCUUUUUGUGAAUUAAUUGAGAAUUCCUACUGAAGCUGACUACAGCUACCCCAUCCUAGCCAAGCAACUGUACCAAAUGCGUCUUCAAACAAUCCUUCCCACAAAAUCUCCUGGACUCAAAAGCAUAUCCAGCUCAAACAUGUCAAGGAACUCUGGACUGGUUGGUUUAGUCUUACAAAACAUGAAACGCCUAGGUUAAGUCCUGUAUUUGGUUAAACAGUCUUGUUCAACCAUCCAGAACAGAAACAACUAGUUAAGUCUCUGCAGAGGCAGUGUGACAAUUUUUAAGUUCAUAUCACCUUUCCCAGGUGCUUAUCACCAGAGCCAAUGAUUCUCUCCACUGAGACCUAGAAACUUCCCUGCAAUAUUAGACUUGAUCACAAACUUGCCACACCUCCUAAUAGAGACCAAAAAGCAGAAAUCACUGAUGAAGCAUCACCUGACCAAACUAGUCAUAUUUCGUUUAUAUUUUCUUAGUUAUUUCUCAUUUAUAUUUGUGAAAUUUUUAAAAGACUCUCUUAAUAUACUCAAAAUUAAAUGCUGCAUAGGAAGCUGCUCAUGAAAGCCUUCAGUAUU
Molecule: messenger RNA, 8259 nt
Organism: Haliaeetus leucocephalus (bald eagle)
Lineage: Eukaryota; Metazoa; Chordata; Aves; Accipitriformes; Accipitridae
Gene: SPAG17
Product: sperm associated antigen 17
Exons: 46
Coding region: 1-6381 (2126 amino acids)
Biological process (GO): epithelial cilium movement involved in extracellular fluid movement; axonemal central apparatus assembly
Cellular component (GO): axonemal central apparatus
Source: RefSeq, a predicted model, not a curated record